AAAAGACGGAGGAAGGAGCGAAAGCGAACUCUGAUUUGGAUAUUUCCAUCGUCUCCUCCCUCUCCUCGUCCACUCCCCGCCCCCAAUUCUAACCCUAACCCUAACCCUAACACUCUCCCUCCCCCCUAACCCUAACCCUAAUCCCCGCCGAUCCACUCCACCGAUGCUCCGAUCCGCGUGAUCGCGCUCGUCCGGAAGAUCGGAACCUUCCGUUUCGGGCGAUUUCGGGAGAUCUCGAUCGUCCGAUCGUCGUGCGUCGCGGAUCGGGCGGCGGAGAUCCGAGGGCACGAUGCCGUCGCACGCGGAUCUGGAUCGCCAGAUCGAGCUCCUGAGGGAGUGCAAGUACCUGCCCGAGGCGGAGGUGAAGACGCUGUGCGAGCAGGCGAAGGCGAUCCUCAUGGAGGAGUGGAACGUCCAGCCCGUGAAGUGCCCCGUCACCGUGUGCGGCGACAUCCACGGCCAGUUUUACGAUCUCAUCGAGCUGUUCCGUAUCGGAGGGGACGCGCCCGAUACCAAUUACCUCUUCAUGGGGGAUUACGUUGAUCGCGGUUACUAUUCUGUGGAGACUGUUACACUUCUUGUUGCCUUGAAAGUUCGUUAUAGAGACAGAAUUACUAUAUUGAGAGGAAAUCAUGAGAGCAGGCAAAUAACUCAAGUGUAUGGUUUUUAUGACGAAUGCUUACGAAAGUAUGGGAAUGCAAAUGUGUGGAAGUAUUUUACUGACCUAUUUGACUAUCUGCCGCUUACAGCUCUUAUUGAGAACCAGAUAUUUUGUUUACAUGGCGGCCUUUCUCCAUCUUUGGAUACACUAGAUAACAUUCGUGCUCUUGAUCGCAUACAGGAGGUUCCUCAUGAAGGACCCAUGUGCGAUCUCUUGUGGUCUGAUCCUGAUGACCGGUGUGGGUGGGGCAUUUCACCAAGGGGUGCGGGAUACACAUUCGGGCAAGACAUAGCCCAACAGUUCAACCACACUAAUGGCCUUUCCCUCAUCUCUAGGGCCCACCAACUUGUCAUGGAAGGUUACAAUUGGUGCCAGGACAAGAAUGUAGUCACAGUAUUUAGUGCACCGAACUACUGCUACCGCUGCGGAAAUAUGGCAGCAAUACUUGAGAUUGGGGAGAAUAUGGAUCAAAACUUCCUCCAGUUCGAUCCGGCACCGCGGCAGAUUGAACCCGACACGACUCGCAAGACCCCAGACUAUUUUUUGUAAUCGCAUUGCCUGAUUUUCCUGCCAGUAGAAAUGCUCAUCUUGCUGCAGUUGUUUGUUUUAUAGAUGUGUUUUAGAAAAACAAAAAGGAGAAAAAAAGGAGAUUUCUCUAUGCUGAGAGAGAGAGAGAGAGAGAGACGAUGUCUAUUAUUCUUUUGUUUCCAAAUUUGUUGCUACUUAAUUGCCUCUUCCCGUGUUGGAUUUUAAACACGCUCAGGAUUUUGCUGUGAAUGCUGUUUGUAUUAAAGAGAGACUAAUGGAGCAAUAGAUGGUAGGUGUCUUUUGCUUUAUUUA
Messenger RNA from Ananas comosus (pineapple), 1501 nucleotides. Its product is annotated as serine/threonine-protein phosphatase PP2A-1 catalytic subunit. Gene Ontology annotation, molecular function: protein serine/threonine phosphatase activity. The record is from RefSeq and is a predicted model, not a curated record. Gene Ontology annotation, cellular component: cytosol. Bases 290 to 1210 code for a protein of 306 amino acids. Gene Ontology annotation, biological process: peptidyl-serine dephosphorylation; mitotic cell cycle. The transcript has 6 exons. Lineage: Eukaryota; Viridiplantae; Streptophyta; Magnoliopsida; Poales; Bromeliaceae.